This is a messenger RNA of Pelagomonas calceolata, 931 nucleotides long. The record is from the annotation of a GenBank genome assembly. NCBI's taxonomy places the organism in Eukaryota, Pelagophyceae, Pelagomonadales, Pelagomonadaceae.
CAGAGCGCCAGGCUGCGCUGCGAGAGAGACGCGCGCCCGAGGCAGCGGAGGAGCACCGCAGCAGCGGAGCACGAAACGGUAACACACACACCACCGCAGUUACGCCGUCGGGGCAGCCCAAAGGCAAAGCAUGCCCCCCAAGCCCACCAAGGCCGACCUCCUCCACGAGCCCGUCCCCGCCAACCCGCCGGCGCGCCCCCCUCCGUUUGGUACCUUCGACGACUUGAAGGACGAGGAGCUUUAUUAUCAUCGGAGCCGGGAGGACGACGUGGACCAGGAACUAAGAAAUGCCGAGUACAGGCACGCGAAAGCGGUCUACGAGGGCGAAAGAAGAGAUGGCGACGGCCAGGUCCGCGUCGCGGAUGAUGGGUUUGGGAGCUUCGUCAAGUUUAGGAGUCUGCAUGUUUAUGGAGCACCAUCAAAGCAUACUGCAGAAGAGGCUAGGGAGAGUCAUGAACAACGUCUGCAGAACCGGCGGAACAAUGCAGGAUCGAGGGCCUACCCGGGGCCUGUGGGGAGGACCAAGCCUCCCUUCAGGAUCAAGCGCGUGCCGGCGCAGGACCAGUGCGUGUCGCCGGACAUGCGGUCGAUCAUGCACAUCCCUCCCAGAAAGUGCGGCAUCAAAAAGGAGGAGCAGCCCGAACCAAGGCGGCCGACGCCGCCCCACGACAUGCGCCGCACGAUCCCGCCCUACGGCGAGAUGUUCCGCGAGGCCUUCUACCUGAAAGGCAGCAACCACGACGCGUACGGCCACGAGCGGUUCUCGCACGAUACCCAUAGGAGGACCUUCGCGCACUACGACCGCGUCACGCGCACGACGCAGCCGCGGCGGCGCGACCUGCGGUUCGGCGCGAACACGUGGAACAAGCUCAAGGGGCUCGGGUAAGGUGUUUUCUUGGAGUCGCGGCGAUGGCGUCCGAGUCUAGGUGGG